UUCUCCUUUUUCCCCUUCUUCUUCUCCAAACUUUACUGAUAGUCACUGAUAUUAUUUUGUAACAGAGCAACAUAAUUUUAGAGAGAGAAAUUCUAGUGUGCAAUUGAAGAGAGACAAAGAGUAGAAGAUGUCGGAGAACGAGAAUUCACCGGCGAUCGGAAGUUUCUCCGACGGAAUUGAUGAUGUUGAAGAAUUCGUCUUUGCGAAUGAGGGAGAAUCGUCGAUGACGAACGAGAGAUUUCAACAGGUGUUUGAGUUUGUGCAGACUGGAAAUCAAGCGUUUCGCCGAAAAAGAUUUGAGGAGGCAAUCAAUUGUUACUCAAAAGCCAUUCUCGUCAAACCGGGUGAUCCUAUUAUUCUGAGCAAUAGAUGUGCUGCUUAUAUAAGGUUAAGCCAAUUUUUAAAAGGCCGGGCACCGUCUGCUUCUGAAUACAAUCCAUUGUACGGGCUGGAUCCUACAACACAUGCUGAACUUGCGUUGAAGGAUGCUGAAAAAGUCAUGACCUGCAGAAACAAUUCUGUCAAGUCUUAUAUCUUGCAAGCUGAUGCUCUAUUUUUGUUAGAAAGAUAUGAACCUGCACGUGAUGUUGUUAUUGCUGGCCUGCAGCUAGAUCCACUUUGUACCCACCUACAGGCUCUUCUUUUAAUUCUGGAGAGAACAUGUACUGGUUCAGGUCGUGGAAGAAACCGCGAGAAACCAGAACGUAGUGAUGAAUUUGAUUGUACCCUUUGCCUGAAGCUACUAUAUGAGCCAAUUACCACUCCUUGCGGUCAUUCAUUUUGCCGCUCAUGUCUAUUUCAGUCAAUGGACCGAAGUAAUAAAUGCCCCCUUUGUCGAACUGUUCUAUUUAUCAGUCCAAGGACAUGUGCAAUCAGUGUAACUUUGAACAACAUUAUACAGAAAAACUUUCCAGAGGAAUAUGCUGAAAGGAAAUCAGAGAAUGACAAUUUGGUAAAGCUUGGUGUUGAUUUGAUGCCACUUUUUGUGAUGGAUGUUGUUCUCCCUUGUGAAAAGUUGCCACUCAACAUAUUUGAACCUCGCUACAGGCUAAUGGUUAGGAGAAUAAUGGAAGGAAAUCAUCGGAUGGGCAUGGUUACACUCGAUUCCACAACAGGUCAAAUAGCUGACUUUGCUUGUGAGGUGGAGAUAACAGAAUGUGAGCCACUUCCGGAUGGGCGCUUCUAUAUAGAGGUUGAAGGACGCCGAAGAUUUCGCAUACUUCGAUCCUGGGAUCAAGAUGGGUACCGUGUUGCAGAAGUAGAAUGGAUACAAGAUGUCAAUCCAGCAGAAGGAACAAGAGAGAGAACAGAUCUGCAGGAACUGGCGAGUAACGCUGCAGAAUAUGCUCAAAUGUGGAUAACGAGGGCAAAAGAAGCAGCAAGACAAGAUCGAAGACGGCUUGCCGAAAUCCUUAAUGUUGAAGCAAUGAUGCCCACAAAGGAAGAUCCUGAGCGCUUCAGCUUUUGGUUAACCACGUUAUCAAGGAGAAGGCCAUCGGAGAGACUAGAUCUUCUGCGGUUGAAAGACACAAAGGAGAGAUUAGGUCGUGGGUUGAUUUACCUUAGACAAGAAGAGCAAGGUUGUCGACUGCAAUAGCAAUUGUUGUAACUGAGAACUGUAAUUAAUUCAUUGUGAAAGAAUUCAAUAUCAUUUACAGGUUGCUCAAGUGUCCAACAUUUUUUAUCCACAGAUUGUUGCGGAUCCUCAAAACAGAACUUCGUUGUAAUAUAGUAUAACAAGCAACAUUUUAUGAGUCCCUCUUGGACAUUGAAGAGUAUGUUUUCCUUCCUCUAAUGUUACCUUUCUUAUAGUUAUGUAGUUGUGUUUCCUUGUAAUU
Messenger RNA from Spinacia oleracea (spinach), 1838 nucleotides. RefSeq lists its product as uncharacterized. The transcript has 18 exons. Lineage: Eukaryota; Viridiplantae; Streptophyta; Magnoliopsida; Caryophyllales; Amaranthaceae. The coding region runs from base 128 to 1597 and encodes 489 amino acids. The record is from RefSeq and is a predicted model, not a curated record. Gene Ontology annotation, molecular function: ubiquitin protein ligase activity; protein binding.